UUGUUGUUGCCUUUCAUAGCGCAAUUUCUUUUAGAUUUUUAUUUUUUACUAAUUUUUUGUUAAAUUAAAUUAUUUAUAAUGAAAUUAAAGGACUUGGGUGAUUUAAUAGUAUUUGAUACAUUUCCUUUAAUGUUUGAGCCAAAACAAAAAAUUAUUAUUACACAUUUAUUGCAUCUGGAACAACAAACAUUUCCCUCCCAAUUGCCCAUGAUAUUUACCACUUUCAAGCUGGCUCAACAAUUAAGAAAUUUCUGUGAUAUUAAGAAGCAUAAGUGCAUCAACAAAAGUAAUUUAAUCGUGGUUAAACCUUAUGAAUUCAUUGACAUAGUACUUGAGCGACGUCUUACAUUACAAAUAUUAUUUUGUGCUUCGGAAGAGUAUGAAUCCAAUAAUGUUAUGGUUUUAAUAAGAGAAAAUGGUAAACUCAACUAUAUAUAUGGAGGCAAUUUCAUCGAUAUAAGAUCGGCCUUAUUAAAUGAUACAUUUGCCUCUUGGAUAGCAAAUGGUGUAGAAAAAUUAUAUGUCAACUUAAAGAGAAUGGAUGAACAUCAUACGUUUAAUGAUAUAGAUCAAAUGCAAAAAGUUUUCAAGUCCAUAGAAGAGAUAAUGAAGUAA
Messenger RNA from Lucilia cuprina (Australian sheep blowfly), 615 nucleotides. RefSeq lists its product as uncharacterized. The coding region runs from base 79 to 615 and encodes 178 amino acids. The transcript has 4 exons. The record is from RefSeq and is a predicted model, not a curated record. NCBI's taxonomy places the organism in Eukaryota, Metazoa, Arthropoda, Insecta, Diptera, Calliphoridae.